Cydia fagiglandana is the source of this 2926-nucleotide messenger RNA. RefSeq lists its product as uncharacterized. The transcript has a single exon. Bases 166 to 762 code for a protein of 198 amino acids. The record is from RefSeq and is a predicted model, not a curated record. Lineage: Eukaryota; Metazoa; Arthropoda; Insecta; Lepidoptera; Tortricidae.
GGCCAAUCAACUUGAUUUUGUUCUACAAUAAUGAUCAGCAAUAAACUAAAAUGUAUUUAGUCUUAAAAUUGUGUAGUUUUAUAUGUCAUUUAUCUUAAAGCUUGUUAAAUUAGUGGUGGUUUACAGUUAUUCAAGUGCCGAAAACUACUAUAUCCUGUAGUCUACAUGAGUGUUGAUGUCGAAGAAGCUAACGAAACACAACAACUGAUGCAGAAUGAGGGCGAGGAAGAUGAGGCGAAGAUCACGCAGUCCGCGACGUCGCCCGUAACCAGCAAUAAGAUGUCCAGCGGCGCCGCCAGCCUCACCUCGCGGACCCCGGGGCAGGCGUUCGCGAGCACAGGGAACAGCAUCAAUGAUUCAACAAAGGUAUCGAUUGUGAACGAGAGGCGACUCCAUCGGGACCUGAUGCGCUCCAACUACAGUAACAGGCCCAAACACAUACCCAAAGAAGCGCCAGAUGUAAAACAUAUGGAGAAAGCACUUCUUGGUUUGCUAGAUGAUUUUCACUCGGGGAAACUGAGCGCGUUCAGUGCUGGCUGCAGCAUGGAGCAGAUGAUCAACAUCAGAGACCAGCAGGAGCACUUGGCGCGGCUGCACUUCCGCCUCUGCGCCGACGUGGAAAAGCCAACAGAGGACAGUUUUGACAAAUCUACCUCCAGGUUUAAGAUGACACAAUUAGUCCAAAGUUUAGAACAGCUCUCAGCAUCCAUUGAGCACUUGCAUUCUGAUGGUAACUUUAGUACAACUAGCAGCAAUAAAUAGAUAAAUUUUAGACCUACAUUGCAAAGUAAAUUCACUUAUACUUUUUUGUUGAAAAAUACAUCUCUGAUCAUGAGUAAAGAGAUGAUGCAAAAAGUAAUGCAGACUUAGUACUAUUUUUAAAUUUUACGUGGGGAAUUUAACAUCAUCCUCAACAGGGGUCAAGGAAAAAGGUUUCUGCUGUAGUGUAAAUGUAAUCAAUAAUUUAGUGAUCUUUUAUGCAGCAUGUCAAUGACAUAUGGGUGAAUCAACUUUUUCUUGUCACUCAUUGCCAUGGGCUAUGUUAUUCUGGGUCACUCUUGCGUGAGCGUGAUUAUAAGGCAUUCAAUUUGAAAUCAACUUUAUCGAAAACCAACAAUGUGAUAAUAACCUUUAAUUGAGAAUGUCACAAAUACGCUUAUUGUGAGUUAUAAAUCCUUUCCAUCAAGGGCCAUCUACAAAGCGUCUUAAUUUCAGUGUCUCUUAACCUUUUAACUACCAUAGACUGAUAUAUAUAUAUAUAAGACAUACAAAAUCAGGCUCAUUUUGCCCCAGUCUGAUAGUGAUAAAAUAUCUAGGAGACCCAGCUUUGCUUGGAAACCAUAUAAAAUGACGACAGCGGCACCAUCAAUGAAAAAUUCAAUGGUGGUUAAAUGGUUAUACUAGUUAACUUUUAUCCGCGUUAUAAAUUAAUGUUAUUUAUGAUUUUAUAUAGUAAUCACCAAGACUAUUGAAGUAGCUUUUAGAAUUUGCUAGUUGAUAGCAAAUUAGGAUGAUAGGCAGUAAAUAAUUAGAAUUUGUAUCUUGAAUCGACAAUAUUAUAUUAAAUAGGUAAAAUCUCUUUCAUCCUCACAAGUUUAGAAAGGGGUUUCUAUUUCAUCUCUUGUAUAAAUAGAUAGACUUUGCAACCCCAUUCAGGUAUGGUAAAAGAGAUUUCUUUUCCCAUACCUGAAUGGGGUUGCAAAGUCUAUCUAUUCAGAUUCAACAUUUCUUUUUACUGGUGUUUAUUUCUUCAUUGGGGUGAUUUAGAUCAAAAUAACAGGUACAAUACUUUUUUGUUAUUAUCCAAAAACUUAUUAUCCGUUUUGUCAGAGUAAUUUUCAAAAGUUAUUUCGGACAUCCUAUACAGGUAUAGUCAAAGAAUUUAAUUUCUGACCCUUUUCAUACCUUGUCACAGUUACAAUCAAUAUGAAAGUCGUUAUAGAUCUCAUACUAUCAAUAAUUGUCAGUGUGACAAAGUAUAAAAUGGGUAGGAAAUGAAAUUCAUUGACUGUUAAAUUCUUCGUCUGUGACUUAUUUUUUACUUAGGCGAUAAUUGAAAAGUAUAUUAUAUUUUAAUCCCAUUUAUUAUGUAUUUAUGUAAUCAUCGAUUGUUUUUGUUCUGUAAUUAAUAAUUAUAACAUAAAUCUUAGGUUUCUUAGGUAGUGGUGGGUUUUCUAAAAUCUUGUUCUUGUACAUUUUAAAUUAUUUAAAUUAAAGCUUAAUAAUCAUAGAUCAUAGUAUAAUAAUGGUGGGCUCUAAAAUGUUGUAAAGUGUAUGUAGUUAGUACUAGUUACGGUAUUUUGCCAUGUUAUUGAAUAUGCUAUAAUUCGAAUUGUAAUUAAUCAACUAAUCAUAUUAAAUUAAAUAUGUUAAUUAAAUCUAGAAUCUGCCCAAAUUGAGUAUUUAUUCGUCAUAUCAUAAGUACUGUCAGCGUUAUAUAUAUGAUGUCAUCAAAAAUGUCACGGCUUGUUUGGAGACUGUUAAAGAGUCAAACUCUUAUAAAUAUAUGUAACGCUGACUGUACCAGUGGAAAUUAACUAUCUUGCUUCUAGAAUACAUUAUAUUAUUUGUGUUGUACAUAACUGAACACCAACACUAGAUUUUUAUCAGUUACAUCACCCUCUGUACGGGCACACAACUAAGUUAGAAUAACUAAGGCUUUCAGCUACAGACAAAUAGAUUGGACGAAUAGUGGUCAAGUAAUUAUAAGUACAGAUUAGCAAGUUGCGGAAUACCUGAUAAAAUUUAGUUCAGCAGUUUUAACACAUUCACUGCCAAGAACACGUAUAGGUGUUCAUUUUGUAUUAGAAAUUGAGCGCUUGGCACUGAAAGCGUGCAAUACCUUCAUUGCGUUUGUUGUGCAAGUCUUAAUUAAUUCAAAUUAAACAAUAACAACGUGUAAUAAAUAUAUUACUCAAUAAUGAAA